GUGGACGAGUGUGUCGGAUACAAAGAAUGGAAGGAGAAGAGAGGAGAAGGGCAGGGGUUGCCGAUCAAAACCAGAGAGGAUGCGGCCAAGUGGGAGAGAUUUGCCGACGUGGCGCGAGGCGGAUCAGAUGUCAAGUCCAGAUGUAUCGGUCCUCUGAAAACGGUAGACCGAUAUUGGGGCGCAGGUUUUGUUCAGCACUACCAGUUGGCUUCUAAGGGGGUGAGAUAUUGCGAAGUUAUCGGCGCCGCAGCGCGGGAGGUUCCUGAUCUGGACGAGGCUGUGACGAAGCUGAACAGGUUGAUGCUGCGGCGGCAUUUGGCCACCGGGCGGGGACUGCGUCGACCGCGCGAAGUGGUCAACCCGAUCGAUCAGGCCGAUCUAGUGAAUCUAAAGGCCUGGUCGCACCGAGAUUCAUUCGAGAAGGGCAAAGACUCUCUUCCGUACAGGAAACUGGCUGCUGCCGACUUGCCUCCCGGUUUUGGCCUCGACAAAUUUGGGCUCAUGGUGCGAAAGGAAUUUGCUGUCUCGUUGCCCGCCGAUACCAUUGAAGCGGCAGCCAGGUUCGGUGCCGAUAUCACUGGACGCCCGGGACCCAAUGAUGCUUGCAGCGUCGGCGUGCCGGGGCUUAAUCCCCCGCACGGCGCCAGCCCGGGGGAUUCGAACUUCGGCCGUUUUGUCGAACAGGUCCUCGAUGCUGUCCUUGCACAUGAGGAACCAAACAGGCCAUCCGCUGCCAACGAGAGCGGUGAGAACGCUAGCUUUACAGAGCGUCAUGCCGGCGCCGCCCGUUCCUCUUCUCUGGGUCGCUCCCAGUCGACAACACCUUUGAGCUCACCGCCAAAGUCCCCUCCUCUCGCCGCCUCUGCCGUUGCCGGAGUCCUAUCCGGGGAUGCCGCACGGGAUUUGGCGGACAUAAGCUCAUCCGGCGAUAGCGACGCCGACGAUCGCCUGCACCCCGAACGACAACCAUCCCGUCAGAUCCUUCGCUCACGAGCUAGCGCCAACAAGUCGUAUGGCAGAGCAGCGGCAAAAAAUGCUCAAAACGCGGACCGCCAACAAGCUGCAGCACGACUCCGAGCACGGAGCGGCAAGCCAAGCUACCACAAAGCACCGCCGAGAAGGUUCAAACCAUUCCGUCAGCCGCUCAGCACUGCGCGUUUGCAGGAGCGAUGCUGUCCACCCAAAAUAUCAUCAACGCUACUAG
Messenger RNA from Gaeumannomyces tritici R3-111a-1, 1204 nucleotides. RefSeq lists its product as hypothetical. The transcript has a single exon. The annotation marks the transcript as partial. Lineage: Eukaryota; Fungi; Ascomycota; Sordariomycetes; Magnaporthales; Magnaporthaceae. The record is from RefSeq and is a predicted model, not a curated record.